UCCCGUAGGCAGGCGUCGGUAUAUUCCUUUUGGAAUAGGUCGUGCGCCCUGCUGAUCAGGGUGAGGAAGACAGCUGUGCGGCGUACACUAUAUGGUAGUCGGGUCGCCACUGCCGUCGUUGCCUGAACCAUCGUGUAGAUGGUUCGGCCGGCGUCGGAGAGGCCUGACAUCGUUCGGGCCCAUCACGACUACGAAUGGCUUGGUCACUCUCCCGGACGUAUGUCGUGGUGGGUGGUCUGGUGUCCACCACGAGCGCUUGCGUGGCGCUGUUGAUGCCAUUCCUUUGUUCUAUCGCCUCGGCGAUACAGCGGGGGAUGGUGGAGGUGCAGCGGAAGCGCUCCCAGCCACAUUCGUGUGCUGCCAGUGAUGCUACCCGCCUCUUGGCGCGCGGUGGAGGCAGUACACGAUUUGUGGCGUCGGCGAAGGGCGAGUUGGCCCUCGAAGGAACGUCCUACUUAGUAGCGGAGUCUCCUCGCGGAGGCCUGCGAACGGAAUACUUCUGCGAGGGCCUCUCGCGCUUCUCCGAUAUCGACGGCCAAUAUUUGGGACCCCUUCCUCCUUUGGAGAUUUGUUUUUUACUACUGACAUAUCCUCUAGGUCGCCGUCGUCGGACACCAGGUCAGCUGGCUGCCAUGGGCAUGCGUCGGAUGAGCUCUCCCGUAGGCAGGCGGCGGUCCUCUUCUACUCGGAGAGGCUGUGCGCCUGGUUGAUCAACAUGAGGAAGCC
Molecule: messenger RNA, 726 nt
Organism: Schizophyllum commune H4-8
Lineage: Eukaryota; Fungi; Basidiomycota; Agaricomycetes; Agaricales; Schizophyllaceae
Exons: 1
Coding region: 195-710 (171 amino acids)
Source: RefSeq, a predicted model, not a curated record